AUGAGGUGGGUAGGAUCGAAGGCAAGGAAUGCGGACGGGUAUAAGCUGUGGUACUCUGGAGUUGUGAAGGGUAAGAAUAGAGUGGGUAUUUUGGUAGAUAUGGAUCUUAGAAAGUCUGUGGUUGAGGUCAGGCGGGUGAAUGAUAGAUUAAUGACCAUUAAGUUAAUGGUCGGAGAGUACACCAUCAAUGUCAUUAGCGCUUACGCACUGCAAACGGGCUUGGAUGAGGAGGUUAAAAGGCGCUUUUGGAAGGGAUUGGAUGAGAUUGUGCGUGGUAUUCCACCUACUGAGAGCUAUGGCGAGAUGCAUGGCGGCUUCGGUUUUGGGGAUAGGAAAGGAGGAGGUACUUCGUUGUUGGAUUUCGCUAAGGCUUUUGAGCUGGUGAUUGCGAACUCUAGUUUUCAGAAGAGGGAGGAGCAUCUGGUUACUUUUCAAAGUGCGAUGGCGAAGACACCGAUUGAAUAUCUUCUCCUCGGGAGGUGUGAUAGAGGGUUAUGUAGGGAUUACAAAGUUAUACCAGGUGAGACCCCUAACGACGCAGCAUGGGCUUUUGGUGAUGGAGAUAUUCCCUCUGUUACCAUAAAGUGA
Nicotiana attenuata is the source of this 588-nucleotide messenger RNA. RefSeq names its product craniofacial development protein 2-like. Bases 1 to 588 code for a protein of 195 amino acids. Gene Ontology annotation, cellular component: nucleus. The transcript is spliced from 2 exons. Gene Ontology annotation, biological process: chromatin remodeling. The record is from RefSeq and is a predicted model, not a curated record. NCBI's taxonomy places the organism in Eukaryota, Viridiplantae, Streptophyta, Magnoliopsida, Solanales, Solanaceae.